Limanda limanda (common dab) is the source of this 1911-nucleotide messenger RNA. It is a transcript of the gene kcnd1, whose product is annotated as potassium voltage-gated channel, Shal-related subfamily, member 1. The transcript is spliced from 8 exons. Gene Ontology annotation, molecular function: A-type (transient outward) potassium channel activity; protein binding. Lineage: Eukaryota; Metazoa; Chordata; Actinopteri; Pleuronectiformes; Pleuronectidae. The record is from RefSeq and is a predicted model, not a curated record. Gene Ontology annotation, cellular component: membrane; voltage-gated potassium channel complex. Bases 1 to 1911 code for a protein of 636 amino acids. Gene Ontology annotation, biological process: potassium ion transmembrane transport; protein homooligomerization.
AUGGCAGCCGGCGUGGCGACGUGGCUGCCGUUUGCGCGGGCGGCGGCAGUGGGAUGGCUGCCGCUAGCCAAGAAGACGAUGCCCAAACCGCCGGUGGACAAGUCGUCAAGGUCAGAUGAGAUCCUGUACGUGAACGUCAGCGGGGUCAGGUUCCAGACAUGGAAGAACACUCUGGAUCGUUAUCCCGACACGCUGCUGGGCUCCUCGGAGAAAGAGUUUUUCUUCAACGAAGACACGCAGGAGUUCUUCUUCGACAGGGACCCUGAGAUGUUCCGACACAUUCUGAACUUUUACCGCACUGGGAAGCUCCACUACCCGAGGCACGAGUGCAUCCAGGCCUUCGACGAGGAGCUGGCCUUCUACGGCAUCGUGCCGGAGAUCAUCGGAGACUGCUGCAUGGAGGAAUACAGAGACAGGAAAAAGGAGAACCAGGAGCGUCUGGCCGAGGACACGGAGGCCAACGAGGGGAUGGACGCCCCCCUCCCCCCCGACAGCACCUCCAGGGAGCGUCUGUGGCGAGCCUUCGAGAACCCCCACACCUCCACCAUGGCGCUGGUCUUCUAUUACGUCACCGGCUUCUUCAUCGCCGUCUCCGUCAUCGCCAACGUGGUGGAGACGGUCCCGUGCCGGCCGCCCAAGGGCAGCGUCAACGACCUUCCCUGCGGCGAGAAGUACGGGCUGGCGUUCUUCUGCAUGGACACGGCCUGCGUGCUCAUCUUCACCUUCGAGUACCUGAUGCGUCUGUUCGCCGCGCCCAGCCGCUGCAAGUUCAUGCGCUCGGUGAUGUCCGUGAUCGACGUGGUGGCCAUCAUGCCGUACUACAUCGGCCUGGUGAUGCCGGAGAACGAGGACGUGAGCGGCGCCUUCGUCACCCUCAGGGUCUUCCGCGUCUUCCGGAUCUUCAAGUUUUCCCGCCACUCGCAGGGUUUGAGGAUUUUGGGCUACACGCUGAAGAGCUGCGCCUCCGAGCUCGGCUUCCUGCUCUUCUCCCUCACCAUGGCCAUCAUCAUCUUCGCCACCGUCAUGUUCUACGCCGAGAAGGGAACCAAGGGCUCCACCUUCACCUCCAUCCCGGCCUCCUUCUGGUACACCAUCGUCACCAUGACAACGCUGGGAUACGGUGACAUGGUUCCUAACACCAUCGCAGGGAAGAUCUUCGGGUCCAUCUGCUCUCUGAGCGGCGUCCUGGUGAUCGCACUUCCUGUCCCCGUCAUCGUCUCCAACUUCAGUCGAAUCUACCACCAGAACCAGAGAGCGGACAAGAUGAGGGCUCAGCAGAAAGUGCGCAUGGCUCGGAUCCGCAUGGCAAAGAAAGGAACAACAAACGCCUUCCUCCAGUACAAAGAAGACAGAGGGAUCGGGGACGGUGACAGCCAAGCUCUGUGUGUGAAGAACAAAUCGGCGUUCGAGCACCAACAUCACCAUCUGCUGCACUGUCUGGAGAAAACAACGAACCACGAGUUCACGGACGAGAUCAACUACAGCGAGUUGUGUAUGACCGAGUCCGUCGGCUUUAGGACCAGUCGCAGCACCUCCCUGUCCAGCCACCAGGGGGCGCAGAACAACUCCAGCGGCUGCUGCCCGCGGCGGGCCAGGAGGAGAGCCGCCAUGCGCCUGGCCAACUCCACGGUGUCCGUCAGCCGGGGGAGCGUCCAGGAGCUGGACACGCUGCACUUUAAAAACACCUCCAUAGCACCACAAACUCGAUCCAGUCUCAACGCCCAGUGCGUCAACCUGAAGCUGAACUGUGGGAAUCCAGAUUACACCGCCGCCAUCAUCAGCAUCCCCACGCCGCCCUCCAACACGCCCGAUGAGAGCCCCCCCCAGUCGCCGGUCCCCAUCCCCGGCAUCCUGCGCAACACCCGCGCCACGGCCUACACCCACGACACCGUCAAGGUCUCCUCCUUAUAA